UAUCCUAAAUAUUAGAGGAAACUAAGAGACGUAGGCGUGAGGCUGAAGAAGAUGAUGGUGAAAUGUAUGAUGAGUUUGGCAAUCUAAAGAAGAAGUACCGUGUUAAAACAAACCAGGCUGACACCAGGCCUGCUGUUGCUGCUGGUCGUGCUGGGUGGCAAGUCGAGGAAUUAGGUGUUGAUAGAGAUGGAAGAGAGAGAAGCAGAGACAGGCAAAGAGACCGUGGAGAUAAGCAUAUAGAUCAUCACUAUGCUAAGGAUAGACGGAGAAGCAGAAGUCGAGAGAGGGAAAGAGGAGGCAAGGAACGUGACUAUGACUAUGACCAUGAUCGGAACAGAGACCGAGACAGAGACUACAGUCGCGGAAGCAGGUACCGUAAUUGAGAGAUAUUGGUCAAAAGUGUUAGGUUUCAUUAGUCUAUCAUAUUUUCCAAUGUUUUAUCGACUUAAUCUACAUUUCAAUUAUCUGGCUUUUUUCUUCUUCUUUUGAUUGUGUGAAAGUAAAACUCUGUUGGUGCUUCCAGUGGUCGGAUUAUGGUAUUGACAUUAGGCCUGA
Messenger RNA from Brassica napus (rape), 555 nucleotides. Its product is annotated as transcription initiation factor TFIID subunit 15-like. Lineage: Eukaryota; Viridiplantae; Streptophyta; Magnoliopsida; Brassicales; Brassicaceae. The transcript has 3 exons. The coding region runs from base 63 to 383 and encodes 106 amino acids. The record is from RefSeq and is a predicted model, not a curated record.